UAGAAGACGAUGAAGAGAUUCCUAAAGAGGAAUCAGUUUGUAAAUACUGUAUCAACUUAUUCCCUGAAGAAAAUGUGUUGAAGACAAAAUGCCACUGCAAAACCACCCUUGUCCAUGACCAUUGUCGAUUGGAAGGAAAUAAAGAGUGUGAAGUUUGUGUCCAUGAGGUCCAAAACGUCCUAGUGAUAUUGCUUCGUCGCCCCUUUUCUGGUGGGGAUCACAAAGGGCAAGUGGGCAAGAAAUAG
This is a messenger RNA of Ilex paraguariensis (yerba mate), 245 nucleotides long. The record is from the annotation of a GenBank genome assembly. NCBI's taxonomy places the organism in Eukaryota, Viridiplantae, Streptophyta, Magnoliopsida, Aquifoliales, Aquifoliaceae.